Bombus impatiens (common eastern bumble bee) is the source of this 2803-nucleotide messenger RNA. It is a transcript of the gene iPLA2-VIA, whose product is annotated as 85/88 kDa calcium-independent phospholipase A2. Gene Ontology annotation, molecular function: protein binding. Lineage: Eukaryota; Metazoa; Arthropoda; Insecta; Hymenoptera; Apidae. Gene Ontology annotation, biological process: lipid metabolic process; positive regulation of ceramide biosynthetic process. The transcript is spliced from 3 exons. Gene Ontology annotation, cellular component: mitochondrion. The record is from RefSeq and is a predicted model, not a curated record. Bases 98 to 2470 code for a protein of 790 amino acids.
UUGCGAUUUUAUAUAACUUGUUAAUUCGUUUGAUUAUACUGAUAGUCAGUUAAGAAGGUGUAGUGACAGUUUUCACUGAUAACCUAAAUUAUCCAUCAUGACUUGGCUUGGAACGAUCGCUAGCAACGUUCUCCGGAAUAUCGUAUUUCAGGAUAUACCGCCGAACAUAGUUCAAGAAGUCAAGCCUGAAAAUUAUAGUAAUCGACAUAUUGAAUGCCGCGAGGAUGGUAUCGUACUUUAUGGUCCAGGUGAAAAUGAAAGAAAAUAUGAAAUUGUUCUUCAUAGGCCUUGUACAGAAACAUUGCAUCAAGCAUAUAGUUUAUAUAGAUCAGAAGAUAAUGCAGAUAUCGCAACACAUUUUAUUGUGUAUAAGGAUAAGGUUCCAGUACUUGUUCAAAUUUGUCGCGAGAUGUGUAAUGUGAAUAAGAUUCAGAAAUUAUGUGAUACUUUGAUGGAACAUCCGACAUGGACACUGGCACAUUUGGCAGCUCAUUUUGCUCUUUAUAAUGCCUUUACCCAUGCUGAUGUAAAUAGUCAGUUGAACAGUGGAGAUACAGAAACAGGAGUGUCUCCUUUGCAAGUCGCGGUGCAAACAAAUAAUCUGCGUACAGUGCAAAUGUUGAUCGAAGCUAAAAGUUCAUUGGAGCAUCUGGAUUAUAGCGCAAAUACCGUCUAUCAUUAUGCAGCCAAAUCUACUAAAGAAAUAAUUUUAGCCCUUGGAGGUGAUCUUCCAAACAGUUUAAAUAGUCGUAACAGUAAUGGACAUACACCGAUGCAUGUCGCUUGUUUGAAUAAUAAGCCCGAAUGCGUUAAAGCUCUUCUUUUAAUUGGAGCGGAUGUGAACAUUCCCGCUGCCGAAGGUGAACCUUCUAGUCCUAGUUACGUAGGAGAUUUCUUGCACAGUAAACCAAAUGUUCUUCAUGCCGAUGACAUGAAAUUUGGCGGUACGCCAUUGCAUUGGUCACUGAGCAGGGAGGUGAUUAAUGCUCUAAUAGAAAGUAAUUGCGAUAUAGAUGCUUUGAAUUUCGACGGCCGUACGGCGUUGCACAUCAUGGCAAUGAGGAAACGAUUAUCAUGCGUAGUGGCUUUGUUAAGUCAUAUGUGUUCUGUAAAUAUCGUCGACAAGGAUGGCAAUACACCGCUGCAUUUAGCGGUUUCCGAUGGUACAGUGGCAAUAGUGCAGUCGCUGAUCGCUUUCGGAGCAGACAUUGAUGCAAAAAAUUGGAAGUCGGAAACGUCACGGCAUCGUGUGAAUAUCGAUAACAACGAGGGUCAGAAAAUUUUGUAUAUUCUAGAUGCGGUAGGCGCUAAACGUUGUCCACCAGAAAUGUCAGAUUGUAACAAAGGCUGCAAGUUUAACGAAAAUUAUAAUGGUCUCGCACCGCAGCAACCACCAAGGGCUGUACCGCGUACAGUGUUGGAUCAAAUGUUACAUGUUUCUGGGAUGGACAAGAUGGCUAUGCAAGAAAACCAGAAAAUAAAAGGUGGUCGACUUCUUUGUCUAGAUGGAGGAGGAAUUCGUGGUUUGGUUCUUGUACAAAUGUUAUUGGAGAUCGAGUCGAUCCUGCAGAAACCUAUCGUAGAGUGCUUCGACUGGAUCGCGGGCACUUCUACAGGUGGAAUCUUGACUCUUGGUCUAGCUGCUGGCAAGUCCUUGCGAGAAUGUCAGGCACUGUAUUUCCGCAUGAAAGAGGAAGCUUUUGUCGGUAAUCGCCCGUACAACAGCGACGGUUUGGAGAAAGUAUUAAAAGAUUGCCUAGGUGUUAAUACGGUGAUGUCGGAUAUCAAGAAACCCAAGAUAAUGAUCACUGCUGUAUUGGCUGAUAGAAAGCCUGUCGACCUUUAUUUGUUUCGUAAUUACGAUGCACCUAGUACGCUACUCGAGCAUCCAGAGACCUCGAUGUCUCUCGCUUCGUCAUCGAGCGAACAAUUGCUUUGGCACGCAGCGAGAGCAACCGGGGCAGCUCCAUCGUAUUUUCGAGCGUUCGGAAAAUUUCUGGAUGGUGGAUUGAUAGCGAAUAACCCGACUUUGGAUGCCAUGACUGAAAUUCACGAAUACAAUCUCGCUUUAAAGGCUUCUGGAUGCGGAGAGAAUGCGGUCCCCUUGUCUCUGGUUGUUUCUCUUGGCACUGGUCUCAUACCUUCUAGUCCAUUGAAAGAUAUCGACAUAUUUCGGCCCGAUAGUUUAUGGGAUACCGCAAAGUUUGCGAUGGGAAUAUCGGUCCUCGCGGUACUAUUGGUGGAUCAAGCAACAGCAAGCGACGGAAGGAUCGUUGAUCGUGCCAGAAAUUGGUGUUCCAUGAUCGGAGUGCCUUACUACAGGUUUAAUCCUCAACUAUCCCAGGAUAUCGCCAUGGAUGAAAAAAGCGACGAGAUUUUGGCUGAAAUGAUAUGGAGCGCUAAAGCGUUUAUGCAUGCCAAUAGGGAUCAAAUAAAUGAAUUAGCUGCUGUGAUAAAUCGCGAUCUCUAAGUCGGUACAGAUUCGUGAGAAUCAAAUAUGUACGAGUUGCUGAUUUCUUUGCGAACAUGUACGUAUGCUUGUACUGCACCCACUCAAAAGUACGAAUCUCUCUCUUUCGUCCUCCAUUUCUCUUUCUUUCGUUUUUUGCCUUCUUAUUUAUAUUAAAUUGAUUGUUUGUUAAUGUUUUGUACAUACAUACGAUUGUUGUUGAGGAUUUCGACGAUUAAGAAUUAUUUAGGAAAUUUUGUAUCGAAGCAAACUUACUAGUCGGCCCGUGAUAUUUGUAAUCGACGAAGUAGCGCACAAUUUAUUAUUUAUUUCUGCUUUCUAUUUCAAUGCAGA